Messenger RNA from Drosophila ananassae, 691 nucleotides. Its product is annotated as attacin-A. Lineage: Eukaryota; Metazoa; Arthropoda; Insecta; Diptera; Drosophilidae. The record is from RefSeq and is a predicted model, not a curated record. The transcript is spliced from 2 exons. Bases 61 to 606 code for a protein of 181 amino acids. Gene Ontology annotation, biological process: defense response to bacterium. Gene Ontology annotation, cellular component: extracellular region.
AAAUCAAAAAGUGCACUCUAAGACUAAAGGCUGAAAAUAAAGAAAAUCUAGACAAGUAUCAUGGACUGUCAGGCUUCAGGAAACCCAAAGACUGGCGAGGCUUCAGCUAGAUGUGGAGUAAAAGUGGGCAAUGAAAUAACUAACGCCAGUGCUGGAGUAUUUGCAUCCACUCCUGGAACUGGGGGACCCGUCACGAAGGGAGUUUAUGGAGCCGUUAAUAGCAAUGGCCAUGGCCUGUCGCUGCAGCAUGGUCAUGUUGAGCACUUUGGUAGCACCACCACUGCAGCUGCCCAGGUCAAUCUUCACCAGAAUCAGAAUUCUUCGCUGAAUGCCACAGGAUUUCAUAGCCACAAUCGCUCCCACGAACAAUUUGGCGGCGGUCUUAAUCUGCAAACGUCGGCGGGACACCAGGCGGCAAUGGGAGUCACCAGGGUGCCCAAGUUCGACAUGACCACCGUUCAGGCCCAGGGAACCGCGAAUCUUUACACCUCUCCAAGCGGGAAUGCCAAUCUCAAUGCCACCGGAAAUGCCACACAUCAUUUCAGUGGACCGUUCCGUGGAAAGACUGAUUACGGUGGCGGCGUUAACUUUCGCUAUAACUUUUGAACUUGCUUCGCCUAAGCAAUUUAAUUAUGAAUCAAUUCAAUAUUAUAUUCCCUAAUGAAAUAUAUAAAAAAAUAAUACAUUUGUA